Messenger RNA from Didymosphaeria variabile, 2061 nucleotides. RefSeq names its product Rho GTPase-activating protein (gene RGD1). Gene Ontology annotation, biological process: signal transduction; regulation of GTPase activity. The transcript has 3 exons. Bases 1 to 2061 code for a protein of 686 amino acids. The record is from RefSeq and is a predicted model, not a curated record. Gene Ontology annotation, cellular component: cytoplasm. Lineage: Eukaryota; Fungi; Ascomycota; Dothideomycetes; Pleosporales; Didymosphaeriaceae.
AUGGCCGCACCACCUUCGCUACCUCCAAUGGAGAGCUCCGAGAGCUUCAAUCCAGACUUCAACGCAUCGUCCAACCUCCAGGACGCCAACGGCAAUGCUGAAAAUACACCCGUGUCGCCCAUUGACAACCAUCAUGCUGCACCAGUCGCCCAUGCGCACGAGCAGAAGCAGGACGCUCCAGAUGCGCAGUUACAGCAGAAAGUGCACGAUGUCUUGCAGUCUGACAUCGGCGUUAAUACACUGUUGAACCGCCUCAAGGCGAGCAUCGCCAGUGCUCGAGAUUUUGCGAGCUUCUUGAAGCGCCGCGGUGCUAUGGAGGAGGAGCAUGCCAACAGUCUGAAAAAACUCAGCCGUUCGACACUCGACAGCAUACGCAAGCCUGACGGGCGCCACGAGAGCUAUCAGACCCAGUUCGAGCUCGUCAUGCACGCCAAUGAGCGCAUCGGCGACAACGGCACACAGUUUGGUCUCGCGCUCCACGCCAUGCACGAGAACUUGCUGCAGCUGGCCAACAAGAUGGACGCCAGCCGGAAGACGUGGAAGCAGCAGGGCCUGGCUGCCGAGGCAAAGGUCCAGGACGCCGAAAAGCUGGCUGAAAAGGCAAAGGCCAAGUACGACCAGCUUUCAGAAGAUCUUGACCGCGUCAAGACAGGAGAUACUGGCGCUGGCAGGAAGUUUGGGUUGAAAGGCCCCAAGUCAGCUGCUCAGCACGAGGAGGACCUGCAGCGCAAAGUUCAGGCUGCUGAUCAAGACUAUGCGAGCAAAAUUCAGACAGCGCAGUCAUACCGCAAGGAGCUGGUAUCUACCACGCGUCCUCAAGCUGUCACUGCCAUGGUCGAUCUGAUCAAGGAGAUCGAUGCUGCUCUGACUAUGGAGAUGCAGAAGUACGCUUCCUUCAAUGAGAAGCUCGUUGUGAACAACGGCCAGGUUGUGAGCCCUCAGCCGCUCAAGGGCAGCACAAGCCAACCGUCCCCAAGCAUCAAUCAGCUCGUCUAUCAAAUCAACAACGAGCGAGACUUCGAUGAUUACAUCUUAAAGCAUGCCUCCAAGGUACCAUCCGUGCGAACAGACUUGCAAUACGUCAAGCACCCCACACAGGCUUCCAAAGUAGCUCAGCCCACUCCACCCCCUGCCGCCAUUGGAGACCGCCGGACGUCGUUACAAAGUCAACCACCCCCCUCGUUUGGCCUACAGCAGAACGAUUCCGCAUCAUCACCUGCACAGCAUCAACCCCCAUAUCCUGCCGAGCCUGCUCAGCAACCAAGUUAUCAGACGUACAAUACGGGCUACCAGCAACCACCGCAGCCACUGCAGCAACCGCAUCUACAAGCCUCUACUUCAGCCUACUCUCCUGUUGCGCAGAACCCCUAUUCACAGUCCGACUAUUCCAGAGGCCCUGCCGGUCAAGUGGCGGCACAGCAGUCGAGCGGAGUGUUGCACAGCCCUGUUGGUCCUCCAUCAAACCCGGUAUUUGGAGUCACUCUAGACCAGUUGUUUGCUAGAGACGGCUCGCCAGUACCUUUGGUGGUAUAUCAGUGCAUUCAAGCCGUCGAUUUAUACGGUCUGGAAGUCGAAGGCAUUUACCGCAUUCCAGGCACUUCGUCCCACAUUCAACACAUGAAGGCCUUGUUUGACAGUGACGCGACCCAAGUCGAUUUCCGUAACCCCGAGGCCUUUCAACACGACGUCAAUAGUGUUGCUGGUCUGUUGAAACAGUUCUUCCGAGAGCUCCCGGACCCUCUCUUAACUCGGGAUUUUUAUACUAAAUUCAUUGAUGCAGCACGCGUCGACGAUGAGACGAUGCGGCGGGAUUCGAUGCAUGCGUUAAUCAACGCACUCCCGGAUCCCAACUAUGCUACGCUUCGGGCGAUAAUGCUGCAUCUACGAAGGGUGGAGCAAUCAUCAGAGGUUAACCGCAUGAGCACUGCCAACCUCGGCAUUUGUUGGGCACCGUCCAUCAUGGGCCCGCAUCAAGGCAACAACAUGGCAGACGCUGGGCUUCAAGCUCGCGUCAUCAUCACCAUACUCGAAAACGUUCUUCAAAUAUUUGAUGAGGAUUAA